AUGUUGGGCCUGUGCAGUUGUAUUCUCAUGCUUUUGUCCGCGGGACUGGCUAAAAACACUUACGGCGAACUCGCGAAUUAUGCUUCAGUGAAAAUUAAUUCUGACGUGGCCGAUAAAAGCGAUUCAAUAUUUUUUGUUGUACCAAAGGAACCUGGGUUUGACUCGCAUCUCGUCAUUAAUGAUAUCAUAAAUGCGAAUAGACACGGUCUCAGUCAUGAAGUCGAUCAUCCGCAGAACGUACCUAAUUAUUUUACAGACGAUAACGUUAAACACAACACCGAAUCUGCCAAUGACGAUGCUGCAUAUAUACUUUAUCAUCUUCUUAGGGACGUAGGCGGAAUUAAAAUGAUUAAAGCCCCCAUCAACUGGCAUCCAAACCUCGAAUGA
This is a messenger RNA of Bombyx mandarina (wild silkworm), 387 nucleotides long. RefSeq lists its product as uncharacterized. NCBI's taxonomy places the organism in Eukaryota, Metazoa, Arthropoda, Insecta, Lepidoptera, Bombycidae. The record is from RefSeq and is a predicted model, not a curated record.